AUGGAGACAGUAUCACCACCCCCAACACUCAGUCAUUUAUUCACCGUUCGAUGUGCAGUCGAUCCACCAAUGGAAAUCGGCCAUGGACCUUAUGGUCGACGUCGCUGCGUGCCAAUCAUGUCCGGCUCCGUGCACGGUCCCCAUUUGAACGGCGAGAUUGUACCUGGUGGAGCUGACUUCAUGCUAGUCGAGGAAAACAACACAACACAUGUAAAUACCAACUAUGUUAUCAAGAGCGACGACGGCGCAUUCAUCUACAUCCGUACGGAAGGCACACGCGCAGGACCUCCGGAGGUGCUGCAAGCAUUGAUGGAGGGUGGGCCGGUAGAGUCCAGCCAGUACUGGUUCCAUCUGCACAUCAAGCUCGAGACGGGCCAUGAGAAGUACAAGUGGAUGAACGAUCGAGUCAUCGUCGGACGGGCUACUAGAGCCAAAGGCGAGGUCGCUUAUGAUGCUUAUUUCCUCGAGAAUACUUCAUACUGA
Molecule: messenger RNA, 483 nt
Organism: Penicillium angulare
Lineage: Eukaryota; Fungi; Ascomycota; Eurotiomycetes; Eurotiales; Aspergillaceae
Product: DUF3237 domain-containing protein
Exons: 3
Coding region: 1-483 (160 amino acids)
Source: RefSeq, a predicted model, not a curated record